Chinchilla lanigera (long-tailed chinchilla) is the source of this 7397-nucleotide messenger RNA. RefSeq names its product dedicator of cytokinesis 10 (gene Dock10). Gene Ontology annotation, biological process: regulation of cell migration; dendritic spine morphogenesis; small GTPase-mediated signal transduction. Lineage: Eukaryota; Metazoa; Chordata; Mammalia; Rodentia; Chinchillidae. The transcript has 57 exons. Bases 141 to 6704 code for a protein of 2187 amino acids. The record is from RefSeq and is a predicted model, not a curated record. Gene Ontology annotation, molecular function: guanyl-nucleotide exchange factor activity.
UAUUAGCACAGCAUGAGCAUUUCCCUUUUUACUGGAGGAGACAAGAUUUGUUCCACGGCUUGGUGAAGCUUCAGAGGGAAAAAAGUUUGAGGACACUGAUAGUUUCAAGAUAUUUUUGUGAUUGAAAUUUCAGCAACACAAUGAGCUUCCGAGGGAAGGUUUUUAAACGGGAGCCCAGUGAAUUCAGGAAGAAGAGACGGACAGUGAAGAGAGUAAAUCCAGAAGAAAUCCACAGAUUUAGUUCUCAGGAAAAGCCUAGGCUUCUUGAGCCUUUGGAUUAUGAAAUCGUCAUUGAAGAACUUGAAAAGACUCACCGGAACGAUCCUCUUCAAGACCUCCUGUUCUUCCCCAGUGAUGACUUCUCAACAGCCACAGUGUCUUGGGAUAUCCGAACAUUGUACUCAACAGUGCCUGAAGAUGCAGAGCACAGGGCAGAAAAUUUGCUGGUGAAAGAGGCUUGUAAAUUCUAUAGUUCCCAGUGGUAUGUGGUAAACUACAAAUAUGAGCAAUAUUCUGGAGACAUUCGACAGUUACCCAGAGCAGAAUACAAACCAGAGAAACUUCCCUCACAUUCCUUUGAAGUUGACCAUGAAGACGCCGAUAAGGAUGAGGACACCACUUCCCACUCGUCUUCCAAGGGCGGUGGGGGAGCCGGAGGGUCUGGCGUUUUCAAGUCUGGCUGGCUCUACAAGGGGAAUUUCAACAGCACCGUGAACAACACCGUCACUGUUCGGUCAUUCAAAAAGCGUUACUUCCAGCUGACUCAGUUGCCAGAUAAUUCCUACAUUAUGAAUUUUUACAAAGAUGAAAAAAUAUCCAAAGAACCCAAAGGCUGCAUCUUUUUGGAUUCCUGUACAGGUGUGGUACAGAAUAACAGACUGAGAAAAUAUGCCUUUGAAUUGAAAAUGAACGACCUGACCUAUUUUGUGCUGGCAGCUGAAACAGAGUCGGAUAUGGACGAGUGGAUCCACACCCUCAACCGCAUCUUGCAGAUCAGUCCCGAGGGGCCCCUGCAGGGAAGGAGAAGCAUGGAGCUCACUGAACUGGGGCUGGAUCCGCUGGAUAAUUCUAUACCUUGUGAAUGCACCACGGAAGAAACAGACUCUUCGGAGAACAGCCUACACCCAGACUUCGCAAAAUACCUCACAGAAACGGAAGAUAGUGUCAAGGCAACUCGAAACAUGGAGAGGCUGAAUCUGUUCUCGCUGGAUCCGGAUAUAGAUACCUUGAAACUUCAAAAAAAGGAUCUUUUAGAACCUGAUUUUGUGAUCAAACCCUUUGAAGAAAAAGCUGCCAAGAGAAUCAUGAUCGUUUGUAGAGCUCUCAACUUAAAUCUUCAGGGAUGUGUUACAGAGAAUGAAAAUGACCCAGUCACAAAUAUUGAGCCUUUUUUUGUGAGUGUGGCACUUUAUGACCUCAGAGACAGCAGGAAGAUUUCUGCCGAUUUUCAUGUGGAUUUAAACCACGCUGCUGUCAGACAGAUGCUCCCGGGGGCUCCCAUGGCUUUGGAAAAUGGCAAUAUUGACACCAUCACCCCAAGACAAUCAGAAGAACCUCAUAUCAAGGGCCUUCCAGAGGAAUGGCUAAAGUUUCCAAAGCAGGCUAUAUUUUCUGUAAGUGAUCCACAUUCUGAAAUUGUUUUGGUGGCCAAAAUCGAAAAAGUCCUGACGGGAAACAUUGCAAGUGGGGCUGAACCUUAUAUUAAGAAUCCAGACUCCAACAAGUUUGCACAAAAGAUACUGAAAUCCAACAGGCAGUUCUGCAGCAGAUUGGGGAAAUACCGCAUGCCAUUUGCUUGGGCUGUGAGGUCAGUAUUUAAAGACAACCAGGGAAAUGUGGACAGAGACUCAAGAUUUUCACCAUUGUAUAGACAAGAAAGUAGCAAGAUUGCAACUGAGGACCUCCUAAAACUGGUGUCAGACUACAGACGAGCUGACCGAAUCAGCAAAAUGCAGAUCAUUCCUGGGAGCCUGGAUAUCGUUGUGGACAACGUUCCUUUGGAUCAUCCAAACUGUGUAACAUCGUCCUUUAUCCCUGUCAAGCCUUUCAACAUGAUGGCUCAAUCAGAACCCACAGUGGAGGUGGAAGAAUUUAUUUAUGACUCAACCAAGCACUGCCGUCCUUACAGAGUGUACAAAAAUCAAAUUUACAUUUACCCCAAACACCUCAAAUACGACAGCCAGAAAUGUUUCAACAAGGCACGAAAUAUAACCGUGUGCAUUGAAUUCAAAAAUUCCGACAAAGAAGGUGCCAAGCCUGUGAAGUGCAUAUAUGGAAAACCUGGAGGGCCCCUCUUCACCUCAGCCACCUACACAGCAGUUCUGCACCACGCCCAGAACCCGGAUUUCUCCGAUGAGGUGAAAAUUGAGCUACCAACACAACUGCAUGAGAAACACCAUAUUUUGUUUUCUUUUUAUCAUGUCACAUGUGACAUCAAUGCCAAAGCCAAUGCCAAAAAGAAGGAGGCUCUGGAAACAUCAGUUGGAUAUGCUUGGCUUCCUCUGAUGAAACACAAUCAAAUUGCCUCUCAAGAGUAUAAUAUCCCAAUAGCAACAAGUCUGCCUCCUAAUUAUUUAAGCACUCAAGAUCCUGCAAGUGGAAAGCAUGGUGGGAGUGACAUUAAAUGGGUCGAUGGUGGUAAGCCGCUCUUCAAAGUGGCCACUUUUGUUGUAUCAACAGUGAACACUCAGGAUCCACACGUGAACGCGUUUUUCCAACAGUGCCAAAAGAGAGAGAAAGACAUGUCUCAGUCACCUACCUCGAAUUUCGUCCGCUCUUGUAAGAAUUUGUUGAACGUGGACAAGAUUCAUGCAAUCAUGAGUUUUCUGCCUAUAAUCUUGAACCAGCUCUUCAAAGUUUUGGUACAAAAUGAGGAAGAUGAAAUAAGUGCAACCGUCACCAGGGUUCUGACCAACAUUGUGGGCAAAUGUCAUGAGGAGCAGCUGGACCACUCCGUCCAGGCAUACAUUAAGUUUGUGUUCAAGACCAGCACAUACAAGGAGAGAACCAUACAUGAAGAACUGGUUAAAAAUGUGACUGGUCUCCUGAAAUCAAAUGACUCGACAACAGUAAAGCACGUCCUAAAGCAUUCCUGGUUCUUUUUUGCAAUUAUCCUAAAAUCAAUGGCACAGCACCUGAUCGACACAAAUAAAAUUCAGCUUCCCCGGGCUCAAAGAUUUCCUGAAUCUUACCAAAAUGAAUUGGACAAUCUUGUGAUGGUUCUGUGUGAUCACGUGACUUGGAAAUACAAGGAAGCACUUGAAGAAACAAAAAGGGCAAACCACAGUGUUGCCAGAUUCCUUAAGCGCUGCUUUACAUUCAUGGACCGAGGAUUUGUGUUUAGGAUAGUUAACAAUUACAUCAGCAUGUUUUCCUCCGGGGAUCUGAAGACCUUAUGCCAGUAUAAAUUUGAUUUUAUCCAAGAAGUAUGUCAACAUGAGCACUUUAUCCCUUUGUGUCUCCCCAUAAGAUCAGCAAACAUUCCAGAUCCUUUGACACCUUCAGAAUCAAUUCAAGAGUUACAUGCCUCAGACAUGCCUGAAUAUUCUGUCACGAAUGAAUUUUGCCGCAAACAUUUCCUAAUUGGAAUUUUGCUCCGAGAAGUCGGCUUUGCCCUGCAGGAAGACCAAGAUAUCAGGCACUUAGCUUUAGCUGUCCUAAAAAAUCUAAUGGCUAAGCAUUCAUUUGAUGAUCGAUACAGAGAAACAAGAAAGCAGGCCCAGAUAGCGAGUUUAUACAUGCCCCUCUAUGGCAUGCUUCUGGACAAUAUGCCAAGGAUUUACCUGAAGGACCUGUAUCCUUUCACAGUCAAUACGUCUAAUCAGGGGUCAAGAGAUGACCUAAGCACCAAUGGAGGAUUUCAAAUCCAGACAUCUAUGAAACAUGCAACCUCUGUAGAUACAUCAUUUUCUAAGGAUGUUUUAAAUUCCAUAGCAGCAUUUUCAUCAAUAGCUAUUUCUACAGUGAACCAUGCUGAUUCCAGAGCAUCUUUAGCGAGUCUUGACUCCAAUCCAAGUACCAACGAGAAGAGCAGUGAGAAAACUGACAACUGUGAGAAGAUCCCGAGACCUCUGUCUUUGAUUGGGUCAACUCUUCGAUUUGACAAGUUAGAUCAAGCAGAAACCAGGAGUCUGCUCAUGUGCUUUCUUCACAUUAUGAAAACAAUUUCAGAUGAGACUCUGAUCGCCUACUGGCAGAGAGCACCCAGUCCUGAGGUGUCCGACUUCUUCAGCAUCUUGGAUGUUUGUCUUCAAAAUUUCAGAUACCUAGGAAAACGCAAUAUAAUAAGAAAAAUUGCUGCUGCAUUUAAAUUCGUGCAGUCCACCCAGAACAAUGGAACUCUCAAAGGAUCCAACCCUUCCUGCCAGACAUCAGGUCUCUUGUCACAAUGGAUGCACACCACUUCCGGUCACGAAGGCCAUAAGCAGCACAGAUCACAGACCUUACCUAUAAUCCGAGGCAAAAAUGCACUUUCUAACCCCAAACUGUUGCAGAUGCUAGACAAUACCAUGACCAGCAACUCCAAUGAAAUAGACAUUGUACACCAUGUGGAUACGGAGGCCAAUAUAGCAACAGAGGUUUGCCUCACUAUUCUAGACCUGCUGUCCCUCUUCUGUCAGGUUCACCAGAGACAGCUGCAACAAUCUGACUGUCAAAAUUCAUUGAUGAAAAGGGUCUUUGAUACCUACAUGCUCUUUUUCCAAGUCAACCAGUCGGCCACGGCACUGAAGCAUGUGUUUGCCUCUUUGAGGUUGUUUGUGUGCAAGUUUCCCUCAGCAUUCUUUCAAGGACCCGCUGACCUCUGUGGGUCAUUCUGCUAUGAAGUCCUGAAAUGUUGUAACCACAGGUCACGAUCAACUCAGAUGGAAGCCUCAGCUCUUCUGUACUUCUUCAUGAGAAAGAAUUUUGAAUUUAACAAGCAGAAGUCAAUUGUCCGGUCUCACUUACAACUCAUCAAAGCCGUAAGCCAGUUAAUAGCUGACGCGGGGAUUGGAGGCUUUCGCUUUCAGCACUCCCUGGCAAUCACCAAUAACUUUGCCAAUGGAGACAAGCAAAUGAAAAAUAGCAAUUUCCCGGCAGAAGUGAAAGACCUGACUAAAAGAAUCAGGACCGUUCUGAUGGCCACAGCUCAGAUGAAGGAACAUGAGAAGGACCCUGAGAUGCUAGUGGACCUUCAGUACAGCCUGGCAAACUCCUAUGCGAGCACCCCCGAACUGCGGAGGACCUGGCUGGAGAGUAUGGCCAAGAUCCACGCCAGAAAUGGAGACUUAUCCGAGGCUGCUAUGUGUUACAUCCAUAUAGCUGCCCUCAUUGCUGAAUACCUGAAAAGAAAGGGUUACUGGAAAAUGGAAAAGACUCACACACCAUCCCUGCUCCCGGAGGACACCCACCCCUGUGAUAGCAACCCAUUACUAACAACUCCGGGUGGAGGAAGCAUGUUCUCCAUGGGAUGGCCAGCUUUUCUAAGCAUUACACCAAAUAUUAAAGAAGAAGGAGCCAUGAAAGAAGAUUCAGGGAUGCAAGACACACCAUACAAUGAGAAUAUUCUGGUGGAGCAGCUGUACAUGUGUGUGGAGUUCCUCUGGAAGUCGGAGCGAUACGAACUCAUCGCUGAUGUCAACAAGCCUAUCAUUGCCGUUUUUGAGAAGCAACGAGACUUCAAAAAACUGUCAGAUCUCUACUAUGACAUUCAUCGGUCAUACCUAAAAGUGGCAGAGGUGGUGAAUUCAGAGAAGCGGCUAUUUGGUCGCUACUAUCGUGUGGCAUUUUAUGGGCAGGGUUUCUUUGAAGAGGAAGAAGGCAAAGAGUACAUUUAUAAAGAGCCUAAGUUGACAGGUCUCUCUGAGAUUUCUCAAAGGCUACUCAAACUCUAUGCAGAUAAGUUCGGAGUGGACAAUGUGAAGAUAAUCCAGGAUUCCAACAAGGUCAACCCCAAGGAUUUGGACCCCAAAUACGCCUACAUCCAGGUGACCUAUGUCACACCGUUCUUUGAGGAAAAGGAAAUAGAGGACCGGAAGACAGAUUUUGAAAUGCACCACAACAUCAACCGCUUUGUCUUCGAGACGCCCUUCACGCUGUCGGGCAAGAAGCAUGGCGGGGUGGCGGAGCAGUGCAAGCGGAGGACGGUCCUGACAACAAGUCACCUGUUCCCCUAUGUGAAGAAGAGGAUCCAGGUCAUAAGCCAGUCAAGCACAGAGCUGAACCCUAUUGAAGUGGCCAUCGAUGAGAUGUCCAAGAAGGUCUCCGAGCUCAACCAGCUCUGCACAAUGGACGAGGUGGACAUGAUUCGACUGCAGCUCAAGCUCCAGGGGAGUGUCAGUGUGAAGGUCAAUGCCGGCCCCAUGGCCUACGCACGAGCUUUUCUGGAAGAAACAAAUGCAAAGAAAUACCCAGACAACCAAGUAAAGCUUCUGAAGGAAAUCUUCAGGCAAUUUGCCGACGCCUGUGGGCAGGCCCUGGACGUGAACGAGCGCCUCAUCAAGGAGGACCAGCUGGAAUACCAAGAAGAGCUGCGGUCCCACUACAAGGACAUGCUCGGUGAACUCUCCGCGGUCAUGAAUGAGCAGCUCUGCCGAGGUCCGUGUUUGUACAGCUUCUGUUCUUCUGUGUCUAGUAUUUCCCUCAGUACCAUAAGCAAGAGUGAUUACGGGCAGGGACGACCCAGCAAGGCCCGCAGUGGAGCGAACCUGCACUCGUGUAAUUAACAAGGCGGCUACGGCUCCGCCCACCGUGUCUAUUUCAUCCAGCGCGGAAGUUUGAGAGAAGCUCGGACGCCUCCUAGAACCUCUCAGAGAACUCUCUGAAUUUGCAGCUAAUCUCGGGGAAGAGAAAGAUAGAUUUAAUUUAUUUCAAGUUUGUAUGGUGUUAAUAUUUUUGUUUACCUCGCCAGCUUGAGAAUUUUGCCAGCCUCUGAAUUUGCACAUUUCCUACGAUUUUUUUUUUGUCUUUCUUUGAGCGGUAUUGAUCAAGCCAACCUGAAUAUUUGCCAUGAAAUCUCAAUGAAUGUGUAGCUCAAAAGCAAACUCUUGGUUUGCUGUCAGUGAUAAUACGUUCAAUACCCAGCCCUAGCACACAUAUUUUAAAGGUCAAAGCGAAUGUUUUUGUAACAUUUAAGCGUAUUUCAGAUGUAAAUAGAAGAUUGUAAAAUAUAUGGUUUUUACCAAAUUUAAAAGAACGUUUUUAGUUAUUACUUAUGACAGUACUAAAAUUAUAUGAAUAACAUUUCAGAUACCGUUAUAUUAAAAUAUUUCUGUAUGUGUAAAAAAGUGUUGAUAAAUACUAAUCUUUAAAAUUUGUGGAGUUUCUUUAUUUGUAAUAUAUGUGUUCUUAAAGGCAAUGGGAUGUGAAAUUAUAGAAGUAUUUUGUUGUUAAUAGAAAUAAAAUACAGUCACUUUGCA